AUGGGUGGAUGGCAACUGCUCUCUACCAUGAGACCCACACCAGGAGGUCGACUGGGUGGAUGGCAACAGCUCUCUACUAUGAGACAUGCUCAGGAGGCUAGGUCGAAUGGGAAUCAGAGGAUGGGUGCGCUCUCUACUGUGAGACCUGCCUGCUUGAGCAAGCAGGAGGUUAAGUCGAAUGGGAAUCAGAGGAUGGGUGCGCUCUCUUUUGUGAGCCCUGCCUUCUUAAGCAAGUAG
Linum trigynum is the source of this 237-nucleotide messenger RNA. The record is from the annotation of a GenBank genome assembly. Lineage: Eukaryota; Viridiplantae; Streptophyta; Magnoliopsida; Malpighiales; Linaceae.